Messenger RNA from Prorocentrum cordatum, 561 nucleotides. The record is from the annotation of a GenBank genome assembly. Lineage: Eukaryota; Dinophyceae; Prorocentrales; Prorocentraceae.
GUGUACGGCGCCGGCAUGGGCGCGAUGGUGGGGCUGUACCUGGCCAAGGGCGCUGCGGUGGCGGGCCUCUGCGAGGCGGUCUUCAUGCUCUGCGCGGUGCUCGGCGGCUUCGUGGUCGGGCAGAACCUGCCGGCGCCGUGGCCCCAGCGGGUGAACCCGAUGAUCACCUGCAUUGCCGUGGGAUACACCGCGUGCGCGGCGUGGGCCAUGCUUGCGGGCACGACCUUCAUGCGGGUGCUCGAGACGUUCAAGGGGCCCGCUGGCGCCGGCGGCAUGUUCUUGAUGCCACUGCUGCAGCCGCUGCUCAUUUCCCUGGGCCUGUCGCUUUACGAGCGCCGGAAGGUGCUGGCAGAGGACUACGCGGUCAUCUUGUGCACCACGCUGGGCUCCGCCUUCUUCGGUCUGUUCUUCACCGCCAUAUUCGCAGGCCCCGUCCUGCGCCUGCCGACGCUGCUCGUGGGCUCCGCGGUGCCGCGCUGCGUCACGGCGGCGCUGGCCAUCGCGAUCGCGGGGAUGCUGGGGCCCCUGGCGAACGUCGCGUUCGCCAUCGCCCUCGUCCAG